AUGCCUAGUGGCGAAGUGCCAGAGUCUAAGGAUGCCAUUGUCACGGAGUUCCGUGGAAAGGUGGUGCAACCCGGAGAGGCGGGUUUGAUGGAGGUACAUAGGCGCAGGGUGAUUUCGAGGAGGUUCAAGCUUUGCCGGUGUAUCACGUUGUGUCAGUCGGCUGGCCGGGCUAGGAUAAUUGGGUCGGUCGGGUCAGGUUUAACUAAUACUGCUAUUAGUUUACUUGCGGCUACUGUUAGCUGCAGCAGCUAAAGCUACUAGUGUUAGUCAUCCACCAACUGAAUGCCGCACUGCUGUGGAAGUCAUUAUCUGCAUAUGGGUGCAGGCGGCUAAAGUGACUGCUGUUAGUCGUCUGCCAUUCGAGUGCCGCACUGCUGCAGAAGUCCAUGUCUGCAUAUGGGCGUGUUGCGGCUACUGUUAGCUGCAGGCGGCUAAAGUGACUACUGUCAGUCGUCCGCCACCUUAAUGCCUCACCGCUGUGGAAAUCCAUACCCGCGUAUGGGCGGGGGUUUUACCUAUGUAAAGCUGAGACCUGCAUCCCUGUUUUGCCUGACCGAGCAAGAGUAGUUCCUGUGAACUAUGGCUGCUGGAUACCACGCCGCCCAGUUGUACUGGGGACUUAUUGGCACGAGGCCCAAGUGGAGUCUCUGAUGACUAUUUAUUCAAGACACUUGUCUCAAUCGGUAUCUUUCAACGCCCCCAUUAUAUGGUUGUGUCGUCUGAACUAUACAACACCAGCUUAUCAGCCAGCUUUGGUCCAACCUCGUCAAUGCCGCUGCCAGGCCGGUGGCAAACUACAUAACAGCUCACAUCAUCAGUUUUUUUACUACUUUUUUCGCCACCUUUAAACCUACCGUUACGGCUUGGCUCUACUGCUUUUUCCGCUCUUAUUUUACUUUUGGCGGCUAGGUAGGUUUCCACGGUCGUCAUCACAACAUCAUCACGAGGACUGCUUCUUCACAACCGCUGACUGGUUGUGACUGCUUCCUCUUUUCACAUGACAUGGGGAGGUGGUUCUGGACAGCACCCAUCUGGGCCACUACGGCCGCUUCACCAACCACUCUUGUAGCCCCUCCCGCUACAUGAAGGUGCUGAAGUUCGAGGGGGGUGAAUGCGGCUUGUGUUUUGUGUCCAUACAGACAUCUGUGCUGGUCAGGAACUUACAGGAACUUACAUUCGACCACUGCUUCAAGGAGGAGGACCAUCCCGAGGCCAAGGUGCCGUGUCGCUGUGGAGCACCUAACUGCUGGGGAACACUAAACUGAUAAAUUGAUUAUUGUACUGCGGAAAAUGACUGAGAUGACUCAUUUGUGGUGACAGAAGUAGUGAAUUGAGGAUCACCGAUGGCUGACGGAGGUCUGGCACCAGGGGGGCAGAUAGGAUGUAUCGGUGGAUGAUAUUCGAGGGAAUAUUGUAAAGGCUGUGGCAUACU
This is a messenger RNA of Volvox carteri f. nagariensis, 1432 nucleotides long. RefSeq lists its product as uncharacterized. The record is from RefSeq and is a predicted model, not a curated record. Lineage: Eukaryota; Viridiplantae; Chlorophyta; Chlorophyceae; Chlamydomonadales; Volvocaceae. The transcript has 6 exons. The coding region runs from base 1 to 252 and encodes 83 amino acids.